This is a messenger RNA of Benincasa hispida (wax gourd), 1001 nucleotides long. RefSeq lists its product as uncharacterized. The record is from RefSeq and is a predicted model, not a curated record. NCBI's taxonomy places the organism in Eukaryota, Viridiplantae, Streptophyta, Magnoliopsida, Cucurbitales, Cucurbitaceae.
CGCCUUCCAAGAUUAGGCAGAUUCCAGGAUAUCCAUUGGACGAUACAGAGCACUAUAAAUAUCGAACACAUCGACUCCAUUCCUUUCAGUCUUCGCCUGAAAUCCGGAGUGGGAGUGGGAACGGGAGCGAAAUCGACUUUCCCUUUCCUUUCGUUCUACUCUUUCUUCCUUCCUUCGAUUCUUCAGGUGGUGACAUUUAUCUGCGAACAAUGGCCGCGUCUGUCAAGAUGAUGUCUCUUAUUGUCGCAGCUUUAGGUGUGAUAUCCUUUAUAUUUGGAGUCAUUGCUGAGAACAAGAAGCCUGCAUCUGGAACUCCCAUCCCAGGCAAAGGCAUCGUUAUCUGUCAGUAUCCGGGCGACCCAACUGUGGUCCUGGGAUAUCUUUCCGUUGCAUUUCUUCUUGCUUCUUCGAUUGCAGGAUACUUCUCUUUGUUCUAUCCCUACCAAGGAAAAUCCGUUCCUCGAGGUGCCAUGUUUAAGAGCAGCAGUUUCUCUGCUUUCUUCAAUAUUGCCCUGUUCACAACUGGACUGGCUAUAACUUUGCUCAUAUGGCCGACUGUCACCGAGCAACUUCACUUGACGCGCAAUGUUCAUCACAACAUCGAGACAGCAUGCCCAACCGCAAAAACCGGUCUUCUGGGCGGCGGUGCAUUUCUAUCUCUUGAUUCAUCCCUCUUCUGGUUGGUUGCGCUGAUGUUGGCUGGAAAUGCUCGUGAGGAUUACUUUGAUGAAAUAGCGGAAAAAGGAGGCAAUUCUGAAUCUCUUAAGAGCAGCGCAUGAAACCACUCUAUUUAAUGGGAAUAACAUUUCUGUUUCAUUUUACUUUGGAUUUUACUUGUCAUUAACUAUUAAGUAGGGGAUGUUUAAUUGUGAAUAUGGUAUUUUUCUCUAUACUCUAUAUAGUCUUACUGUUGAACAUUCCUCCUUGUGUUGUACUAAAUCCCCACUAAACCUUGUUCAUAAUCAACUUAAUAACAUAUUAGUACUAAGUUUUAAUUUAUA